Molecule: messenger RNA, 603 nt
Organism: Ipomoea nil (Japanese morning glory)
Lineage: Eukaryota; Viridiplantae; Streptophyta; Magnoliopsida; Solanales; Convolvulaceae
Exons: 2
Coding region: 1-603 (200 amino acids)
Molecular function (GO): nucleic acid binding; RNA-DNA hybrid ribonuclease activity
Source: RefSeq, a predicted model, not a curated record
AUGGAGAUUGUUUGUGUAAAUUUGCACUGGCAUGUUGGGGUAUUUGGUGUAGCAGGAAUGAUUAUGUGGAAGAAUGCAACUUAUUCAAUGGACUUUAUGCUACGAUCUGCUUUGUCACUUUGGAACAAUUGGAAGGGUGUUAAUGAGCAAGAGGCACUGCUAAAUACGGAUGUGGCCAUGGAGUCUAACAGUGGUACUAUGGGUAUGGGAUGGAUUAUAAGAGAUGAAAUGGGUGUUCUUAUGGCUGCCAAGAGUUCAACGUAUUCGGGCUACUUUGAUGUCAAGGAAGCCGAAACGGUGAGCAUUCGAGAAGCACUAAGUUGGGUGAAGGCACUGGGCUAUGGCGACAUUGAUGUGGAAACUGAUUCCCAGAUUGUUUUUUAUGCUUUAUCUUCUACUUCAUAUAACUCUCCUUUUAGUUUAAUAAUUGAUGAUGUAAAAGAGGGUGCAUCUCCGAUACGUGAUUUAGUCUUUCGUUUUGCUAGGCGAUCUGCGAAUCGCGCUGCCCAUGCUCUAGCUAGGGAAGCUGCAUGUUUCUUUGUCAGGUUGCGGGGAGUGGUUCCACACUCCCCCUCAGUUUCUUGUCAACAUUCUUGGUUCUGA